Pundamilia nyererei is the source of this 1547-nucleotide messenger RNA. RefSeq names its product macrophage immunometabolism regulator (gene macir). The record is from RefSeq and is a predicted model, not a curated record. Gene Ontology annotation, biological process: negative regulation of cytokine production involved in inflammatory response; negative regulation of fibroblast migration. The coding region runs from base 95 to 736 and encodes 213 amino acids. NCBI's taxonomy places the organism in Eukaryota, Metazoa, Chordata, Actinopteri, Cichliformes, Cichlidae. The transcript has 2 exons.
GAAGACAGGAAGUGUUCCUGUUCCUGUUGCUGUUGACGAGCACGGGCGUGAGAUAACGGAGUGCGGAGAUUUCGAGGUCAGGAUAUCUGUAACGAUGGAAAUGGAUAUAAGUGGAGUAUCCAGGACACGUGUCUCCAUUCUUCCUACAACUGACAUCAAAGCCACAUUGAAACCAGAAGCAGAGAGACCUCGCUGUGCCAGCACCCCAUGUUCACCAAUCAGAGGUACUGUUGCAGGAUACCAGAUUCUCCACAUGGACUCAAACUAUUUGGUGGGCUUCACCACUGGUGAGGAGCUGCUCAAACUGGCCCACAAGUGGUCAGAAGGUAAUCCUGAGAAGGCCCGUGUAUCAGAUGCAGUGUCCAGCUCCAUCAAGAGCACUGUCCCUAAGUCUGUGGACCUGGGCAUCCACCGGUCUUCACGUAUUUUCAAAGCCAAAGGCCGGUACUACCAACCAUACGACAUUCCUGCUACUAAUGGACGAAGACGAAGGCGUAUGCCCAGUUCGAGCGACACCUUCCUCAGAUCUCUGGCCCACGGCGAGUCUGGGAGGGCUCUGCAUGCUCCACUACCACUCUGUUUGCUUAAAAGUAAAGGUGCCCAGUCCAAGUCUCUUGACUACCUUAAUCUGGACAAAAUAAGUAUCAAAGAGUCAUCAGACACUGAAGUGCUACAGUACCAACUGCAGCACCUCAACCUACGAGGGGAGCGUGUGUUUACCAGAAACAAGACAUGAAAGCACAGUGAAACUUUUUUUAGAUGUGUUUCAUCCUCUGGGGUAUUUAGGUGCUAUUUCUAGACUUGUUUCUUUCUACUAUGAUUAUAAACAGUUCUUUAAGGAGACAGUCUGAUGAUAAUCUUGUUCUAUUAUUAGUUGGGGGGUUUACCUUGUUCUGUAUGCUUAGCAUUAUGAGGUUUUUGAGGUUAAAAAAUUGAAUUAUAUAAAUUUAGCAAUAACUGAUGGACCUAUUUAUUGACAAUUUUUAUUGGCAUUGUUGUGUGUUUGUAAUGGUUGGAUACACACUAUUAUACCAGCUUAUAGCUGAGAAAGCACAUAUCACAUACAGUAUCAGCUUUAAAAUGCACCGUUGACAUCAGUACAAUAGUUUUACUGUGACUGUUCUUGUUUGUUUGACAUUAAGGAACUGCAUUUGGAGUUGUCAAAUUAACAAUAUAACGUUAUUGUAUGUUGCACAUUUAUUUACGUAUUUAUUUAUUGAUGUAGUACUGUUGGUUUAGAUGUCAAUAUGAUUUCCACGCUCUAAUUUACAGUAAUGUAAGUAAAUCAAUUAAAAACAAAAAAAACAUGCCACUUGAAGUUUGUCGUAAUAUAAGAUAUGCCAUGUGCUUUUAAGAGGUUUUUUUUUUUCCCUCUGUCCAUAAUGAUGCACAAAUAUAAUAAUUAUCAGUGCUUACACUACCAUUUAAACGUUUUGACACACCUUCUGAUUUAAUGGUUUUUCUUUAUUUUUACAACUUUCCACAUUAUAGGAAGAGUUGCGUUGUGCAGAAGUCAGGUUGGUACACAGCUGAGAGCCCAACUGUUA